GCGAGCUUUGCUUAUGUGUGUUUAUGUUUAUUGCAUAGUUUGCUUGUUACAGUGUAUAUUUUCGUCUAUGUAAGUGUAAGUUAGUAUGUUCAUGUAUCUAUUAUGCUUAUCCUUAUCCUUCCUACAAUACAUUUAAAAAGCGCUAUUCUAGAAAAGGAAUUUCGUUUUGUAUACAUAGCCUUAGAGCCACACUCAUAAAUUUCACAGGAGGUUAGGAAGUGCAGCUCCGUUUCCAUCUCAUUUUGUGGGCUGUGUGCACAUAGCCUGUCUUCUCUUGAGAGCCAUGUCUGCCUACAGCGGCCUUUCUCAAUAGCAGGGUAAUGAGUCUGUACAUAGUCAAAUAUUUUCUUAAGUCUGGGUCAGUCAGGUAUUCUACCACAGUGCAGUCUCUGUUUAGGGCUAAAUAGCAUUCGAGUUUGCUCUGUUUUUUUGUUGUUAACUCUUUCCAAUGUGUCAAGUAAUUAUCUUUUUGUUUUCUCAUGAUUUGGUUGGGUGUAAUUGUGUUGCUGUCCUGGGGCUCUGUGUGUCUGUUUUUGAACAGAGCCCCAGGACCAGCUUGCCUAUGAAACUCUUCUCCAGGUUCAUCUAUGUAGGUGAUGGCUUUGUUGUGGAAGGUUUGGGAAUCACCUUGGGAAUCACCUUUUUAUUUUUUUUAUUUUACCUUUGUUUUACUAGGCAAGUCAGUUAAGAACAAAUUCUUAUUUUCAAUGACGGCCUAGGAACAGUGGUCUAACUGCCUGUUCAGGGGCAGAACGACAGAUUUGUACCUUGUCAGCUCGGGGGUUUGAACUUGCAAUUUUUCGGUUACUCGUCCAAUGCUCUAACCACUAGGCUACCCUGCCGCCCGUUUUCGGUGGUUGGUUGUAGAAUUUUGGAUAAUUAACGGGUAUCGGCCUAAUUCUGCUCUGCAUGCAUUAUAUGGUGUUUUACGUUAUAUACUGAGGAUAUUGGUGCCUGUCCCAUUUUGUGAAUUAUUGGUUGGUGAGCAGACCGCAGACCUCACAACCAUAAAGGGCAAUGGGUUCUAUAACUGAUUCAAGUAUUUUUAGAUCGUUCACAGCUUUGUGGAAGUUUUCCUGUGGCGCUGAUGUUUAGGCCGAGAAAGACAGGUUUUGGUGUUUGAAUGCAGCAAUGUGACUCAUGGCUUUCUACAGUGCAGUGCGGAGAGACCAGAUACCCUGAGGUGUGUUGUCUGUCUGCAUUUGUCGAAAAUGAACAAGGGAGGGAGCUGCACAAAUAUCAGACAGCCAGGCACCAUGCAGGGGGAACCCUCCCCUCAUCCCUGAGUGCUGAUAUUUCAGGACUGGAGCCUGAGUGUGUCAUAUCAGAUAGUGUCAGACUGAAUCCAGAAGUGGGGAUGAUAAGAGCUUCCAGAAAGUAGCCUUUGAGAAACCCUGUGGAACAUUUUCCUCUAAUAGCCAUUUUCAAGCAGUGUCAGAGUUGGUUAUUGACCUUCUCAACGGUAGUUUCUUCAGAUCAAACUCAGUGGUUUUAGCGAAGAGCCAGAAUGGAGUGGUCACUAGAGAGGGUGAGGGAGAUGGUGGCUGGAGGGAUGCAGUCUAUGAGGGACUGUGAGUCCAGUGCCUUUGGCACAGCCAUGUGCCUGCUGCUGCUCUUUGUGUGGUACUGUUACAGGGUAGGUCGUGAGCACAGCUCCUCUCCCCUGCGUGGGGGGUACAGCACUGAGCCCAGUCGAAUAGGAGGGGGUGGGGGGGCCUUGAUCAGCACAGAUGGGGAUGGUAGGGCUAAAGGCAGGCCGGUGUCAGGGGUGGAGGAGCAGAACGGCUUUGCUUACUGCCAGUCCGCUGAGUCCUUUCGCUGCACCAACACAGGGGACGGUCUCAAUCAGAAGCUGUACCACAGCCUGCAAGAUUACGCCAAACGCUACACCUGGUCGGGCAUGGGCAGGGUACACAAAGGGGUACGAGACCAGGGUCGCUACCUUACCAGCCGGCCCACCAUCCAGAGGCCAGAGGUUUUCUUCCUCCCUGACCUGCCCUCAGCACCCUUCUUCUCCCGGGACGCACAGAAGCACGACGUGGAGCUGCUGGAGAGGAGCUUCCCUGCUCUGCUGGCUGAGUUUGAGAGCAUCUACCACUCCCCCCCAGCAAGGGCUGGCUCCUCCCUUCCUUUGGGCUGGAAGUCCAACAGCACCCCCCAUGGUCAGUGGUGGACCUUCUACUUGUUGAACCAGGGCACUCCGCUGGCCCUCAAUGCCAGGAGGUGCCCCAGGGCCUGGAGGGUGCUGGGUCAGCUGCGCACCUUUAUCUCCAACAACGUGUUUGGAAACGCCUGCUUCUCUGUGCUGACCCCGGGAGCCCUGAUCACUGAGCAUUACGGCCCAACCAACGUCAGGCUGCGCUGCCACCUGGGUCUUAGAGUGCCCUCUUCCUGUGAGCUGGUGGUUGGCGGGGAGCCACAGUGCUGGUCUGAGGGGAGCUGUCUUCUGUUUGAUGACUCCUUCCUCCACAGGGCCUUCCAUGAGGGUGGCCCAGAGGACGGCCCCAGGGUGGUCUUCAUGGUGGACCUCUGGCACCCUAAUGUGGCAGCUGCUGAGAGACAGGCUCUGGACUACAUCUUCACCCCUGGGCGCUGAGAAGAUAAGGAGUUUGUCGGGCGGGGGGGGGGUGAAGAGAAACAGAGCUACAGAGAGAAAAACAGAGGUAAAGGGCAACGGAGAGAAUGUCUUUCAAAAUUUGGUGAAAAAAGAGAGAGUUGGUGAAAAAAGUAGAGAAGAACAGUGCGAGUGGGGCGGGAGGGAGCAUUUCUCUUGUCCCGUUCCCGCACUCACUGUGUACAUAUUCUCUAUUCUCUGUCUUGUUCAAUUCUGCUUUCUCCCUGUAACUCUUAGCACCUGCUGACUUUGACCAAACAGCCAUAAUGUAAAAUGUUAUAUUUGAAUGUUUACAGCCCCAAUCCUUAUCUCUGUGAUUAUCCCUGCCCAUGUGUGAUACUUUACUGUGCUCUCCUUUAGAAAUCAAUACAGCUUUCACAAAAACAUGGUUGGAUGAGCACAUAGAAACAUUUUUUUUAGAGAUCAAAUGAUUUGCUUGAAACAGUCUGUGUUGUUGCUACACAGACGGAAGGCUUGUAUUUGGUAAAUUAUCUAAUUGAUUAAUGGUUGUAAUAUGGUUGUAUUUGAUAUCUUUGUAUUUCUGUAAAUAGAGUUGGAGUACAAAACAUAUCAGAGGUUUUGAAAUAUAAUUGUCUUACAAUCAAUAGUUAAGUUAUUGUGUGGUCUUAAUAUACUGGUACUGUAAUGUCAUCUUCUCUUCUGAGCAUUUGUCAUUUUGAUACAUUCAGUUUUAGAUAUCUGAAAUGUUUGGCUAUUGUUCAGUGACAUUUUAUAUAAUGCUGUGAUUUUUUUUUCAGCUGUAUAUCAAAUUUAUGGUGAUAUUCUACCCCAAUAGAUUCAUAUUUGUGGCAUUUGUACUAAUUUUGAACAGUAUUUAAUAAAUGGCAAAUUAUCUGAAUCAGCCUA
Molecule: messenger RNA, 3481 nt
Organism: Oncorhynchus keta (chum salmon)
Lineage: Eukaryota; Metazoa; Chordata; Actinopteri; Salmoniformes; Salmonidae
Product: aspartate beta-hydroxylase domain-containing protein 2-like
Exons: 5
Coding region: 1508-2596 (362 amino acids)
Source: RefSeq, a predicted model, not a curated record